CGUCAUCCGUUCGUCGUACGCCGUCCGCACGACACGACCAUCGAAACGGUCGCCCGCACCACUCCGCACGACACUACUGCACACAUAAUAUCUUAUGGGGCGCAUAUUGCUGCGAACGAAUUUCCGGCGCACGCUUUAAGGUCAGGAAGACCGCGAAAACCCAGUCUUCAUAUCGCACACCGCAGGGAUUACGUUACACUCGUCGAAUUUUCGUGAUUUUCCGGCCGUUCCGUCGCGUUCGGGAUACAUACGUACGUGCAGUGUAUCUGCGGUCUGCCGAAACCGAGAAACUUUGACGGCGGACAGUGCACACAAACGCGGUAAAAAUUACUGCAAAUUUGUGCGGUAUAACACUGACGACGUAUUCCAUAUAGACGCGCGCCCGCUCCGCACGGAUGACCGAGGACAAGAAUCUCACUCCGUUUUCCAUAGCGGACAUCCUUAAAAGCGAUGACCGGGUGGACCGCGAUGGAGACGGCGACGCCGCUGCGGCGGCACCUGCUGCGCGUAGCGCCAAGGACUGCGCUGAUGGAGCACUGGACAUGACCAAUAAUAAGUGCGCUGACAAAAAAGAUGAUCUUAAAUUCCACGAUAUUGAAUACCGAAGGAGAAUCGAACUUUUAGGUAACGGCGACUUUAUAUUUAAUCGAACAGGUGACCAUCGAAGUGCACUAUCACGAUUUCUUCGAACUCACAGUGAAAGGCCAAUGCACAUACAACAACGUAAAAAACGGUCUAGAGCCGCUUUCUCGCACACUCAGGUGUUCGAGUUGGAACGACGGUUUAAUCAGCAGCGUUACUUAUCUGGUCCGGAACGUGCCGACUUAGCCCACUCGCUAAAGCUGACCGAGACUCAGGUAAAGAUAUGGUUCCAGAACAGACGAUACAAGACCAAGCGCAAGCAGUUGCAAGUGCCGUCCGGAGGCGGUAUUGGUAACGGAGGCAGCCCACCAGCUAAAAGAGUGGCGGUCAAAGUCUUAGUCCGUGACGAUGAGAGUCCCAAAGAGGCUGUACACCAGACGUCAGCUGAGGCUUAUCACCGUCAGUCGUCCAGGCACGCGUCCCAGGGUGCAGUGGCUGUUGCGGCGGCUGCUGCGGCUGCAGCGGCAGCUAGUGGAGAUUAUCGAAUGCAACAACUAUUGCAACAGCAACUGCACCAACACAGAAGCCAAGUACAUCACCAACGCCUCCACCGUGGCGGCGAUGAACACACUUCCGUAACUUACCUACACCCCCAAUCGACUUUCGGCAACGGAUUACAUCACUUUCCUCCCGGCGCCGCUGCUGCUCCGUAUUAUUGUUACGAGUACGGUCCGGUAGUGGCGGCGUACCUUCAACAUGAACCCGGAAGUCGGGUGUCGUCCACGACCACUACCGACGAGCUGCAGGACACGUCCGACGCCGGCAGUGAGUGUUCUAUAAACGUCAUCGACGAAUGUCCAACGUCAACGACAGUUUCCGAAUGAUGCGCGUCUGUAUGAUUAUCGACGAACGAUUCGCUUUAAUCAUGGCAUCGCGUUUUGGGGGUGAAAUUAACUGUCGGAAAUGCAUUUCGGUUUUUCGACGUAAAACUCCCGAAGUUUUCAUUAACACGGAGACGAUUUUAACCACACCCUUGAAAAACAAAAAUCAUCUUUGGCGUGGCGUACGAAAAAAGGUGGGACGCAUUACGCUCGUAACUUUCCACAAAUCCAAUUUUUUUUCAUAACGGUUUUCGUCUAGUUGUCGUUUUUUAUCGAUCAUUAAUAUUGGCUAUAAUAUAUAGUUU
Molecule: messenger RNA, 1768 nt
Organism: Melanaphis sacchari
Lineage: Eukaryota; Metazoa; Arthropoda; Insecta; Hemiptera; Aphididae
Product: homeobox protein zampogna-like
Exons: 3
Coding region: 396-1466 (356 amino acids)
Biological process (GO): regulation of transcription by RNA polymerase II; cell differentiation
Cellular component (GO): nucleus
Molecular function (GO): DNA-binding transcription factor activity, RNA polymerase II-specific; RNA polymerase II cis-regulatory region sequence-specific DNA binding
Source: RefSeq, a predicted model, not a curated record